AACCUUUCGCGUUCGCUUGAAUUCGGGAAAAUCCCUGUGUUUCUGAUGAAGAAUAAAUCAGGGACCGAGGACUAAAUUGUAGCUUUACAGAAUAUAACUGUUCAUUAUUUGGAGGUAUCUGCUGCGAGGUUCCAGAAUGAGACCUCCGUAAUUUUUAUUAAAUGGAAAAGUCAUUGGAGUCUUACUUAACGGGAGUUAACACACAGAGUAAGACAGAUACAGACAGAAUGACAGAGAGAGACAGGGGAGAGAAGUUAGCAAUGGAUCAGAUGUUAUGGGAUGACGAUGACGAGGAUGAUGAAGAGGAUGAUGAGAAUGAAGAUGAAGGAGAUGAAGACGUCGAUGACAAUGAUGAGGAAGAUGAGGAAGACAUACCAAGCAGUGAACAAAGCGAUGAUGAUGAGGAGGAGGAUAUAGAAGAUGAAGACAAAAGUUCAUGUUCAGCGGAGGCAGAUGAAAGGUCAGAACUCAAGGAGGAAAUGGAGGAAAUAAGCAAAGAGGAGACAAAGGUUGAACUCCCAGAACAAAAACAGACAGAUGUAAACAACAGUACGUCAGAACCAGCAACUAAAAAACGGAAACGAAAGCGAGCCACAGGGGAAAAAGGGAAAAGAAAAAAAUCCAAGAAAAUGAAACCCUCCACAUUAAGGAGAAACAUCAGGGACAUCCUUAAAGAGAAUGACCUUGACAAGGAGACCUUGGACGCCCAGCAGGAAGAAGCCAAGCGUCGUCAGAGAAUUCUGGAGGUACAGAAAGCUCUAGAGGAGCAACGAAAGAAAGAGAUGGAAGAAAAUGACUCACAACUUAAGUCCCUGUUACAGAUGGAUGAUGAAGAUAAGAGUAGUGAUGUCAUUUAUUUGGACAGCAGCGAUGAGGGACGAUCAAGAAGGAAAUCCAAAGACAGUGAUGUGAUAGAACUGAGCAGUGAUGAAGAAGAUAUUCUGAUGACAAAGGAUGAAGACAAUGACGUGGACCCAGAGGAUCCGAACAAUGCAGGCAGUCACAUCAACGAUGCUCUCAACGUCCACGAUGACUUUGGUCGAGUUUUAGUCAACAUUGGACAUCCACCAGAUGAACCAGACAUAUUUCUGGCACCUCAAAUAGCUAGAUACAUCAAAAAACACCAGAUUGGUGGCGUUCGGUUCCUGUAUGACAAUCUCAUUGAGUCCCUGAGCAGGUAUCGGAACAGCCCUGGUUUCGGUUGCAUUUUGGCUCACAGUAUGGGUCUAGGUAAGACGAUUCAGAUGAUCUCCUUUGUGGAUGUGUUCCUGAGAUGUGCCAAAGCCCGGACGGUUCUCCUCAUCGUCCCCAUCAACACACUACAGAACUGGAUGGCCGAGUUUAACAUGUGGUGCCCUUCCCAGGAUAUGGUGGGAGAUCUGGGAACAGAUCAUGUGAUCCCCAGACCGUUUAACGUGUACCUUCUCAAUGAUAACUUCAAAUCCACAGGAGCCAGGGCCAAGGUCAUAGGGGAGUGGUACACAAAGGGAGGAGUUUUAUUGAUGGGGUAUGAGAUGUACAGAUUACUGUCUAGUCGCAAAGGUCACAUGGCAGAUGUCAGGGUCAAAAAACCAAAGAAGACCUCGGCAUCUCCUGUCGUAAUCGACGUGGAUGAGGAGGAUAAAAAUAAGGAGCUCUUAGUGGGUGUCCAUGAAGCCCUGAUCAACCCAGGCCCUGACCUUGUUGUGUGUGAUGAAGGUCACCGAAUUAAAAAUAGCCAAGCUGGAAUCUCACAGUCCCUCAAAAACAUCAAAACCAGACGACGUGUCGUGUUAACUGGGUACCCUUUGCAGAACAACCUCAUGGAGUACUGGUGUAUGGUAGAUUUUGUCCGUCCCAAUUAUCUCGGCACCAAAACAGAAUUCAGCAACAUGUUUGAGCGACCAAUAACGAAUGGCCAAUGUCAGGACAGUACACCAGCUGAUGUGAAACUAAUGAGAUAUCGAGCUCAUGUACUCCAUAGCUUAUUGGAGGGGUUUAUACAAAGGCGAGGUCACACUGUGUUACAAGAAGCCCUUCCACCAAAACAGGAGUUGAUACUCUUAGUUCGCAUGUCCCAAAUCCAGCGAACACUAUACAGGGAGUUCAUGAACUCACUUCAGAUUCAGAAUCUCGGGUCCUGGGCGAGCACGAACCCACUCAAAGCUUUCGCUGUUUGUUGUAAGAUAUGGAAUCACCCCGACAUUUUAUACAACUUAAUCCAGAAGAAGAACAGCAUUACUGAUGACAAUGACCUUGACAUUGAGACAGAAACUGGAACAGGGGGGAAGAAGAAGAAAUGUGUGAAGAAGAAACCCCCCAAGAGCCCCCAACCUGUGGACCAGUAUUACCCUCCCUAUGAAAGGGGGCAGGAAAUCAGCUAUGACUGGGUGAGUGACCUAUUUAAAAACUACGCAAGUGGACUAUUGGAGUCCGGAGGAAAAAUGGUCAUCCUGUUCAAGAUAUUGGAGGAGGCAUUAGCCAUAGGAGAUAAAAUCCUAGUGUUCAGUCAAAGUCUCUUCACUCUCGAUCUUUUGGAGGAAUUUCUGUCCAAGAGAAAAGUCCCACGUCCAGACAUGGAUGAAAACUGGUGCAAGAAUCAGAGCUAUUUUCGAUUAGAUGGCAGUACAUCAGCCCAGGAGAGAGAGAAGCUGAUCAAUCAGUUCAACUCAGCGGACAACAAUAAAUCAUGGCUGUUCCUUCUGUCCACGAGAGCAGGGUCACUAGGGGUCAACCUGGUAGGAGCCAAUCGUGUUGUAGUCCUGGAUGCUUCCUGGAAUCCGUGUCAUGACUGCCAGGCUAUCUGUCGAGUUUUCCGGUUUGGACAAGUCAAACCUAGCUACGUGUACCGACUGGUGACGGAUAACAGCAUGGAAAAAAAGAUCUACGAUCGCCAGGUCACUAAACAAGGAAUGUCUAAUCGUGUGAUUGACGAGAUGCAGAUACAGAAUCAUCUGACGAGACGACAAGUGGACAAUUUACUUCAUUUUGAGGACAAGGAAGAUGAGUUUAUAGACUUCAGCCAGGAGGAUUAUGAUGAUCCAAUCAUGAGCAAGAUACUACAGACCGAAGGUCACUGGCUGACCAGGAAACCAUUUGAACACGAGUCCCUAUUAAUUGAUAAGAAGGAACUAAGACUGACGAAAAAAGAAAAGCGACUUGCCCAGCAGAGCUACGUGAUGGAGAAACGUCUCAAUGUCUCUUACUCUCGACCGUCCUAUGCCGCUUUCUACCCCAAGGGACAAGAAGGCCCCUCCCGCCAGAUCAAGAUUGUUUCCCCACCUUCACAGCCGAUCUGGCCAUCCACUACCUAUACCUCUCGACCAGUAGCUAGUGUUAAACCCAUGGUAACGACCCCAGUUCCCAUGCAACCAAAGGGGGUUGGAAGAGGAGACAACAGAAACCUGCCAAUCAUCAGCAAAAACAAACCUGGUGUGUCUGUGCACAAAGUCCUUACUACAACAGAUAUUAUGUUACCGGGGACAGCCACCAGUACACAGUCUACAGCGGGUACCAACAGAAUUCCAGCUGGACAACAAAUCUUCAUCAUUAAGACUCCCAAGGGCGUGUACAUACGAACAAACUCGGGAAAGAUUUUUGCUGUCCGAGCAAAGUUUCCAUUGCCCGGGACAACCACUGCUGCUGCCACGACAACAUCCUCUCUUGCUACCACAGCAACCAGUGGAAGUUCAGUCUUAACAACAGCUGACCUUCUGGCCUCCUCAGAGGAAUCCGCCGACUCCCAGAGUGAAUCUCAGACCAAUCCAGCAUCAUCCAAAGAGGCUGACACGACAGACAUUCUGGCCUCUCUUUAUUCCACCCCCUCCCAGGACAAGCCCUCAAUCUCUCGCACGGACUCCAGUGCUUCACUUGCUUCACAAUUUGGCCGAUCUGACAUGUUGGGGGAGAUAAACAGUCAAAAGUCAAACCAUUCAGAAUUUAGCAACACUGCGGGAACAGACAGAAUGACAGACAACUCUGAUAAUUCUAUAGUACGUGAGGAGGAACCACGUUAUCCUAAAAUAGCCCCCAACAGGAUUUCAUCCCAGCAAAGGGGCAAUUCCACAAUGUCUUCUCAGAUGGGGGAUACUUCUAAUAUGUUAGCCCAAAUGGGGGGUAACUCUAAUAUGUCAUCUCAGAUGGGUGGAAACUCUAAUAUGUCAUCCCAAAUUGAUGGUAUAUCUAAUAUGUCAUCGCAGAUUGGCGGUAAUUCUAGUUCAUCAUCUUCGAUGGGGGCUAAUCCUAAUAUGUCACCCAAUUUUGGUGGCAAUGCUACAAUGUCAUCUCAGAUGACAGGUAAUUCAGCGAUGCCUCAGUACCAGCUUCCAAUGGGAGGAGGAAUGGCACCCCCUCACAUGCCAUAUCUGUUCCAGAAUCAGCUCAUGUUUAACCAGGGUGGGGGCUACCCCCCAAUGUCUGGGAUGGGCUCUAUGCCCUACUCCAGUCCUAUGCCUAAUGAAGAAACCCCCACAUCUUCUGUCCCCUCCUCUCUGCCUCCCACCAGUAGUCAAAUGUCCAUGCCAUCUAUGACCGGGAUGCCUUCUAUGCCUAUGAUGGGGUUCCCAUUUGCCCCUUACCCCUUCCCUAUGCCACAGCCGUAUUUAAUGCCAGGAAUGGACCCUUCCUUCAUGCCACAUCUCCCAAUGCCUGGACAACAGCAAUAUAACAUGCAUCAUGGCAUGCACAUGCCAGGAUCAAGUACAAUGAUGCCCCCGGAGUAUCCAGGUUCCAAGGAUUAUCGUGGAAAUUUAGGUCAGAACACGGCAGAGUUUCAGUCUGGACAAAAUAUGGAAAUGAAGCACCAAGACAAAGUGGAUAUGUGAACAUAUAGAAAACUAAGAAACUUUUAACAGACCCUCAACAUGUGAACUAAAAUGCCAUUGAUGUAAAAUUAUUUAGAGCCAUCAUGUGACAUCAAAAAUUGAUUGAUAGUUUUUACACAAUAAUAAGGCAUUCUGUUGAGGACCAAGUGUAGCUUGUACAAGAUUUCAGCAAAGUUCACCAUCUAAACUGAUUUCUGAGAUUCAUUCAUUAUGACAGGCUACAUUACAUGGGCAUCAAGUUAUUGAAAUUUUCUAUCUAGUGAACAGUACUGUCCCAGUGGUAGAAAUGCCUCUACCACAUGUACAGACAUACAGUGUACUUUGUAGUCAUGGUUACUGUUGCCAUGACAAUAAUGACAGCAGGCUCCCCCUGGAGACUGACAAAUGCAAUAGACAACAGUGAAUGUCAUAGUGAAUUAGAUGUUGUGAUGCAUGCUUUAUCUAUAAAUAUCCCACUAUAGCAUAAGUACAAACCACCCCCUCCACCUAGAGUGAAUGACAUAUGUACAUUAUACAUGCCAUAGAACCAGGUGAUUUACAGUCAACUUGUUUAUAAAUUUGAUGACAUAAUUUAUUAUUAUAUUAAUUUGCAACCAAAAUACACCAAGAAAUAUAGAUCAGGUCCUGAAUGAGAUAGCGGUGUAGCAAGUACCCCUUCUCCUCAGAUAGUAUUAAUACUAGUUAUGUAAAGCAUGGUUCUAGAACUUUAAAUGUCCAUCAGUCAUCCAUCUGCUACUAUAUGUGUUUAUACAUAUUCUGUUUUAAGAAUCUACAUCCAUCACUUUUUUGUCUACAGCUCUACUUGUCGGUGAUAUUCUUGUCUCAGUAUUAUUGAAUUCUAACAAAUAAGUUUUAGGUCAAAAUUUCAUGAUCACAAACCAAGACAUUUUACCUUUAGAGCAACAUGUUCAGUUCAGUGUUAUGUACAUGUAGAAGUAUUUCUUACAAUUUCAACAGUGUCAGUUUUAAAUGCAUCGAGUCAAUUUUUUUAAUAUUGAUUGAGCUGAGUACAUUUUAAAACUACAUCUUCAUUACCUUCCUCUGAGAGGAAUACAUGUGUAAGAAUAUUCAUUUCGUUCUCAUUUGUUUUUUAAAUUCAUUAAAACAUUCUCAGAUGUG
Saccostrea echinata is the source of this 5921-nucleotide messenger RNA. RefSeq names its product helicase ARIP4-like. Gene Ontology annotation, cellular component: nucleus. The coding region runs from base 162 to 4802 and encodes 1546 amino acids. Lineage: Eukaryota; Metazoa; Mollusca; Bivalvia; Ostreida; Ostreidae. The record is from RefSeq and is a predicted model, not a curated record. Gene Ontology annotation, molecular function: ATP-dependent chromatin remodeler activity; ATP binding; ATP hydrolysis activity. The transcript has 23 exons.